Messenger RNA from Marchantia polymorpha subsp. ruderalis, 2658 nucleotides. The record is from the annotation of a GenBank genome assembly. Lineage: Eukaryota; Viridiplantae; Streptophyta; Marchantiopsida; Marchantiales; Marchantiaceae.
AGGUUGGAAUUUCUCGCGACAGGAUACGCUCGAGGGAUCGAGGCGAGAUUUUAAGGGAGGAUCGAUCGACGCAGAGAGGGCCAAGAUGGAGCUGGCAGGUUCAGCGGCCCGGAGUCGGAGGGAAGGCCAAAGCUGGAACAACACAGGGGUAGUUUCAUCACCACAGAAUCAAGAGGGGCGGAAGAGCUGAGGCAGACAAGGACUUGCUAAUCCGAGCUCAUCGUUCGCUUUUGCUCCAUAUCUCACCCGCAUGUGCACACCUGGGACCCACAGUGAGGUGGACACCAUUCCAGACCAGACCAAAGCGCAACGAAGGGAAGCGACGCUACAAUAUCAGCUGUCUGUCACAUUUGGUGCAUAUAUUCCACACCUUGGAGAUCCCCCACUCCGUUCGGUGGGAUUGCACUCGGUGGGGAAAUCACACAGGUGUUGAGGCAGGGAGGGAGGAACGAAAAAAAGAAAUGGGCGGAGUCAUUUUUCCUGGAAAGCCUAAGAAGAGACGCGGGCUGCUCGUUUCGCAUCCGAAUCCGUUGAGUGCCACUGCCACUGCUGGGCCUGAAGCCUGGCCGGAAUUACGUAAUUUGUCUAAGUCGCUCGCGGUUUUGUCGACUUCGCGUGAUCCUUCACCGGCUUCUUCUUCUUCUUCCUCCUCUUCUUCAACUUCCAGGCCACUUCCUGUGGACUCGAGCUUCGUAUGCAGAGAGUCGUUGCGCGGAGUUCAAUGGCAGUAUAGCUCCUCUGACAAAGGCUCUUUGCAGCCACAAUGGAAUCGUGUGGGCAGGGCAGAAGCCAAGCGCGAUCACUUGAAAGAAGCCAUUGCUUUUCUCCGCUCACAUGUUGUACCAGAGGGUUAUCCUGCAAGUGUGUCACCUGCAUAUACGCCUUACAUGCAAUGGCGCGCAGUACAGUACUUUUUUGGUGGUGCCAUGAGUGUUUUCACUACAAGAUCUUUGUUACAUGCCUUGGGCAUUUCUCGAAAGGGUUCGGCUUCGGGAGCCGUUGCUGUCAACUGGGUCAUCAAGGAUGGAGCAGGGAGAGUAGGGAGAAUGAUAUUUGCACGACAUGGCAAGAAAUUUGAUUGUCACUUAAAGCAGCUUCGGUUUGCAGGAGAUUUGUUAAUGGAGCUUGGUGCCGGAGUGGAGCUAGCGACUAUGGCAUUUCCCCAACUGUUUUUACCGCUUGCCUGUGCAGCCAGUGUGGCCAAGAAUGUGGCAGCAGUAACAUCAACAUCAACCCGUGCGCCCAUUUACAAGGCCUUUGCCAGGGCCGAAAAUAUUGGAGAUGUAACAGCCAAAGGCGAAUGCAUAAGCAACAUAGCUGAUUUGUUCGGAACUGGUCUUGGCAUCCUUCUUUCAAAAAAAAAUCCCUCGCUGUUUGUUACCUUUUUGGGGCUCUCUUGUGGCUACAUCAUAAGCUCCUUCCAAGAGGUGAAGGCUGUACGCUUGCCUACGUUGAACAGGGCAAGGUUCGCAGUGGCUGCACAGGUCUUUCUUGAUACAGGACAAGUUCCUUCAUUAGAGUAUGCCAACGCGAAGGAGAACAUUCUGUUUGCACCUUGGGCCGAAGAAAAGUCCGUGGCACUAGGUGCUCGGGUUAUGGAGGCCUUUUCCACUCCAGAAGAUUUCAAAGUAACGCGGGCGCUAUUUGAAAAAGAGAAUUAUUUGUUGACUUACCGACCAUCGAAGAGAAGGGCAUUUGUGGUGCUGAAAGAAACGGCGAGGUCAGAGGAUAUUUUGCGCGCUACUUUUCAUGCACAUGUUCUUAUGCAGAUUCUCCGACAAGUACGUUUUAAAGGCAGAGCUGAAGAAGGAGAUAAGAGGGAUAAGGAGUCUUUGGCUUUCAACCUGAAUUCACAAUGGCAGUCUGAAGAUGGUGUAAUUAAAGCAGUUGCUAAGAGCUACGAACACGUUGAUUCCCUGUUCGGCACAUUCAAGGAGAAGGCAUCUGCACAGGGUUGGAUAAUGGCAGAAAACCUUCUAAGUCCAGGUGAUGCGCGUGUGUCCAUAUGAGGAUGAACGAAAUGUAUCGACUAAGAGAAUAUCACAAACAAACAUCACGCGAAUAGAUUCGCCUGAAGAAGUAUCUCGACAACCACUUCUCAAAGGUGGCAGCACUCACAUCGUUGAUUGUCUCUUGGAACUUUUUUACCAUUUUUGUACCACUUCGGCUCAAUGAAUCAAGCGAAGGACAGCAUUUGACAUCAAAAGGGAGUGAUCAUCAGUGUCAUAGCAGGGAAGUGUCAGUGUCCUCAAUUGAUUAGAAAUUUGGAGAGGGCUGCACUUAGUUCACUGGGAAAUAGUUUCAUGGCGAAUUAGAGUGAGCAACUGCGAGGUAUUCCCAGCUCUUUCAAGUUUAUCAGAUGUAAAGUGGUAUGCACGUUAGGGACAUUUUCCAAAGCGGGUGCUCCAGAUAGGAAAGCGUGAGUUCGAGCAAAUCACCAGUUUUGUAGGUAGGAUGCUUCAAUGACAUUGUAGGUAGAUGCUCUUAACCAGUUAUUAGUCGAAAGCCGAGUUUUACACUGAAAUCGACCACUCGUUUCCACUCAAAGAGUGGAUUCAUUCGAACCCCCCUGGAAAUUUGAGAGCCUAAGUUCGCAUCAGUUAUUUUCCUUCCGUGUUGAUAUCAUCAAAAGAAAAUAAAAUCUACUCUCGUAUACUG